Molecule: messenger RNA, 3170 nt
Organism: Gavialis gangeticus (Gharial)
Lineage: Eukaryota; Metazoa; Chordata; Crocodylia; Gavialidae
Gene: PELO
Product: pelota homolog (Drosophila)
Exons: 2
Coding region: 77-1234 (385 amino acids)
Biological process (GO): nuclear-transcribed mRNA catabolic process, non-stop decay; nonfunctional rRNA decay; RNA surveillance
Cellular component (GO): cytoplasm
Source: RefSeq, a predicted model, not a curated record
UGGCUAGUGCGCAGGCGCGGUCCGAAGCCCUGCGGGAGCCUCUGGAGCUCACUGCGCGGGGCCGGAGCCGGGCAGGAUGAAGCUGCUGCGGAAGAGCAUCGAGAAGGACAACGCGGGGCAGGUGACGCUGAUGCCGGAGGAGCCCGAGGACAUGUGGCACGCGUACAACCUGCUGCGGCCCGGCGACAGCCUGCGUGCCUCCACCAUCCGCAAGGUGCAGACCGAGUCGGCCACGGGCAGCGUGGGCAGCAAUCGCGUGCGCACCACGCUCACGCUGUGCGUGGAGACCAUUGACUUCGACUCGCAGGCCUGCCAGCUGCGCGUCAAGGGCACCAACAUCCAGGAGAACGAGUACGUCAAGAUGGGCGCCUACCACACCAUUGAGCUAGAGCCCAACCGCCAGUUCACGCUGGCCAAGAAGCAGUGGGACAGCGUGGUGCUGGAGCGCAUCGAGCAGGCCUGCGACCCGGCCUGGAGCGCCGACGUGGCCGCCGUGGUCAUGCAGGAGGGGCUGGCCCACGUUUGCCUUGUCACACCCAGCAUGACGCUGACCCGCGCCAAGGUGGAAGUUAACAUCCCCCGCAAGCGCCGGGGCAGCUGCGCCCAACAUGACCGGGCGCUGGAGCGCUUCUACGAGCAGGUGGCGCAGGCUAUCCAGCGCCACAUCAACUUUGACGUGGUCAAGUGUGUGCUGGUGGCCAGCCCGGGCUUCGUGCGGGAGCAGUUCUGCGACUACAUGUUCCAGCAGGCCGUCAAAACUGACAACAAGCUGCUGCUGGAGAACCGGAGCAAGUUCCUGCAGGUCCACUCAUCCUCUGGACAUAAAUAUGCACUGAAGGAAGCCCUUUGUGACCCAGCAGUAGCCAAUCGUCUCUCUGACACCAAGGCAGCUGGUGAAGUCAAAGCUUUAGAUGACUUCUACAAGAUGCUACAGCAUGAGCCUGACCGGGCUUUUUAUGGUCUCAAGCAUGUGGAGAAGGCCAAUGAGGCCAUGGCUAUUGAUACUCUCUUGAUCAGUGAUGAGCUGUUCAGACACCAGGAUGUAGCUACACGUAGCCGAUAUGUGAAACUGGUAGAUAGCGUGAAAGAGAACAUGGGCACAGUGCGCAUCUUCUCUAGCCUCCAUGUGUCUGGGGAGCAGCUCGGCCAGUUGACAGGGGUGGCAGCUAUCCUCCGCUUUCCUGUUGCUGAACUCUCUGAUGAGGAGGAUGAAUCUAGCUCUGAAGAGGAUUGAUGGAGGUGGUUCCCUUUCCCCAUAGCAUAAUAAGACUGAGUGACAGUCAGAACCUUCCUUGCUCAAAUACUGUUACACAGAUGUGCCAUGCUGUGUGAUUUGCAUAUUGCAGGACUGUGUUUCUUAAAGUGUCUAGCUUUUAGUCAAUCCACUCUAACAGAUAUCCAUGUAUGUUUGCACUUCCUAUAAUAGUGUACUGUAGGUUGGAAAUGACUCUACAAACUACACCCUGGAUCUCCAGUAGCACAACAAACAUCUGAUUUUGCUUGUGAAAGCUGCUGGCUAAGUAUUUUAAAGCAUACAAGGAACUGAACAUUUUGGAGCAGGUACAAAAAAGGUUAAUAAAUUAAGAAAAAACAGUGUUAAAGUGUCACAGUUCUCAUUUAAAUUAGUGCUUGUAAACAGUGCUAUAAUUUACAGGAAGUAACUUGCUCUGUGUCUUAUUUGGAACUGGAAAUAUUAUUUUUAUUCAGAGACCUGUCCAUGUUUUCCUCUCACACACAGCGUGUUUACAGCUUGAUCAGGAACAUGGGGGGCAUGCCUAACUGUUUAAAAAAAAAAAAGAGUAAAUUAUAGAAGGGAUGAGGUGAAUAAUAAAUAUGGUUGUGACCUAUGCAAGAGUCUAGCCCUUUGUCUGAAAUUAGGUGAUGCAGUGGGAGAAGUGCUCCGUCAUAACUGAAAUUUAAAAAUAUCAGCUAAUUAAAAAACCCAAAAACUUCACAAUUUUUCCUUAAAUGUGAGGUUCAGGUCAGGUUCUGGAGCUUUGUAGGCCGCAUUUUAGAUAACUUUGAUUAUGCUACCUGGGAUCUUUAUGUGCAAGGGUGUCACCUGUGAUGUUAGUCAUGUCAUACACUCUUGCUUUAAAUGACUGUUUUUCAGUGAAUUAACAGUAGGAUAAUUUUAGGGUCUGAUUCUUCAAACGGUUACUGGCUUGAAUAAGAAUUUGCAGAAGCAGGUCCAUACUCCCUUCCCAGGAAUUAUUUUGACAACAGAUGAAUGGCCUGGAUCAUAAUUUCAUAAAAAAUCAUUCUUAGUAUAUCUACUGUUCUAAAACAGGUGCAUUUUUGCAGUUGAUAAAACCAGGAAGGUUUUAGCUUAUUUAGAAAUAUUGGCAACUGAAAAAAUAUAAUAUAAUUACUUUUCAGUUUUAUUUAAUCUAUUCAUACAUAUUUAUUAAUGAAACUCAAAAUUGAGUUCUUAGUGUUAGUAACCCUAUUUUUCGUAGCACUUACAGGUUAAAGCAGAGCUAUCCAACUCCUGCAUAGCUGGGGCUCACAGACUGCAUGCCUCUCAUGAGACCAGGCCUGUAGCACUGCCCUGAGCACCCUAUCAUACUGCGCCAUAUUCGCUUCUACUUCCCCUGCCACUACAUCACAUAGUGAAAACAACUCUGCUGCGCUGUGCCAGCACCCACUCUGCUGCACAAGAUCCCUGGGUCCCUUUGAGACUCCAGGCUACAAACUACCUUGGCUCUGUUCCCAGGGGCAGACAGUGGAAAACCAGAGGAGGGAGGACUCCAGUGAUGGCAGCAGCAGCUACAAUGGUUGAGGGGAGCAGGACCCGAAUUGAGAGUCCAGGAGCUGAAUGUGAUCCAUGGGUUACCAAUUAGACAGUACUGGGUUAUGGAGAAAAACUUAGGCAAAGGAAAUUUAAAAAAAAAGCCAAAAAACAAACCUCCCUCCCCUCACUUUCAGGUUCUGUAAUAUAAUUAACGUAGAUUUUUGUAUAAAUAAAACUUAAGGGGCUUUUUUUUAUUUGUUUUUUUUAAGGGAUGUUGACAGGAAAGACUUGGCUCGAACUCUUACUAAAUCGAGUCUUCUAAGUGAAGUAAUAGACUAGUUUUUAAAAAUUGUUUUAAGUAAUUACAGCUGUUUCUAAUCUAAGUAAAAUAUCUUCAUUUCAAAAUAGCAUUUAACCUGAACACUACUCUUUUUUU